Molecule: messenger RNA, 7810 nt
Organism: Myripristis murdjan (pinecone soldierfish)
Lineage: Eukaryota; Metazoa; Chordata; Actinopteri; Holocentriformes; Holocentridae
Gene: sgsm1b
Product: small G protein signaling modulator 1b
Exons: 25
Coding region: 61-4074 (1337 amino acids)
Biological process (GO): activation of GTPase activity
Molecular function (GO): GTPase activator activity
Source: RefSeq, a predicted model, not a curated record
UUUGAGGACAUCCGUCAAAAACCAGCUCCCCUCGUUGUCAGCUGUAUCCUACCUGGGGCAAUGGGAGAGGCCGAGACGCGUCAGAGACUGCUGCGCAAUGUGAAGAAAGAGGUAAAACAAAUUAUGGAGGAGGCAGUGACAAGAAAGUUUGUGCAUGCCGACAGCAGCCACAUCAUAUCUUUCUGCGCUGUAGUGGAAGCGUGCAUACUGCAUGGCCUGAAGCGUCGUGCUGCAGGCCUGUUGUGCAGUAAUAAGAUAGCAGCGCUCUUCAUGAAGGUGGGGAAAAGCUUUGUGCCUGCUGAGGAGCUCUGCCAGAAGGUCCAGGAGCUGGAACAGCUUCUCGAAAACAGCAAGCAGAACAAUUCUCCGGUGAAUAAUGACCGCUCUCGGCAGUCCAAGUUGGCUAACCUCCCACCUCAGGCUUUGAAACACCUGUGGAUCCGAACUGCACUGACGGAGAAGCUUCUGGACAAGAUUGUCCUGUAUUUGGUAGAGAACUGCAGUUCUUUCUAUGAGAAGGAGGCCAUGCUGAUGGAUCCUGUGGAUGGGCCAAUCCUUGCAUCUCUGUUAGUUGGCCCUUGUGCUUUGGAAUACACCAAAGUUAAGACUGCAGACCAUUUCUGGACAGAUCCCUCUGCUGAUGAGCUGGUACAGCGGCACCGCAUCCACAGUGGCCACUGUCGCCAGGACUCUCCCUCCAGACGGCCUGCCCUGAUUCAGAAGAGACAGUCCAGUGGUAGUAUAGAUGAUCGGCCUCUCAUGUGGGCAAGGGAAUAUGUCGAAUCUCUCCAUCAAAACUCUAGAGCUACACUUCUGUUUGGCAAGAACAACGUCCUGGUGCAGCCGAGAGAUGACAUGGAAGCUAUCCCAGGCUACCUCUCUCUACAUCAAACUGCAGAUCUCAUGACUUUGAAAUGGACACCCAAUCAGCUGAUGAAUGGCAAUGUUGGAGAGCUAGAUUCUGAGAAAAGUGUUUAUUGGGACUAUGCUAUGACUAUUCGCCUGGAGGAGAUUGUCUAUCUCCACUGUCAUCAGCAAGUGAAUAGUGGUGGCACAGUAGUUUUGGUGAGCCAGGAUGGGAUCCAGAGGCCUCCUCUUCAUUUCCCUAAAGGAGGCCACCUGCUCCAGUUUCUCACAUGCCUGGAGACGGGCCUGCUACCUCAUGGACAGCUGGACCCACCGUUAUGGUCUCAGAGAGGAAAGGGAAAGGUUUUCCCCAAACUGCGGAAAAGGAGUCCACAGGGAUCAUGUGAUUCUGUGUCAGAUAAGGAGGAGGAUGAAGCCACAGAUUAUGUCUUUCGGAUCCUCUUUCCUGGCAAUCACAUGGAAUUUGUGGCUCCAGAGCUGAUGGACCAGGGAGUGAACAUGUGGCAGCCCACCCCCAGAAAGUCUUCUUGUUCCUCUUGCUCACAGAAUGGCUCGUCUGAUGGCUCUUUGCCUAAUGGCUGCAAUCAAGACAGGGCUCCCUUAAAGCUCCUUUGUGACACCAUGAAGUAUCAGAUAAUUUCCCGUGCUUUCUAUGGAUGGCUAGCAUACUGCCGUCAUCUGUCUACAGUUCGUACCCACCUUUCUGCUCUGGUCAAGCCCACUAUAGUUGAUGCUGAUGUGCCUCAUGAUGCCCGGGGAGGACUCUCUAUGGAGGUCUGGGCCAGUUUCAUCCAGGACUGCUCUGCUUAUGAGGAAAAUGAGAUUCACAGGCUUGUGUAUUUUGGUGGUGUGGCCCCUACACUACGCAAAGAGGUCUGGCCCUUCCUGUUGGGACAUUACCACUUCACUAUGACUGAGAAAUGCAGGCUGGAGAUAGAUGAGCAGAUGCGGACCAUUUAUGAACAGACAAUGAGGGAGUGGCAGGGUUGUGAGGCCAUUGUCCGUCAGAGGGAGCGAGAGAAACAUGCUGAGGCCCUUGCUAGAUGUUCGUCAGGGGCCAGUGUGGAACGAGGACCAGUGCAGAGAGACUCCACCAUCAGUACAGACUCCUCUCUAAGUAGCAGCUCGGAGCAUCAGAGUGCCCACUCACAAAAUGAUUCCAGCAGUAGCACACAGGCAUUUGAAUCAGUUGAGGCGGUGGAUCAGAUUGAGUCUGAGCCUAGGCCUGAGGAAGGUGAAGUGGACCCUGGUAGCGCAGUUAAAGAAAACCCAACUGGCACCCUAGACUCUCCACAGCCUCCCUCUUACAACAUCUCUUCCCCAGGUCUGUCAGAUCAGCACCCAGGUUCUGACAACAACCCUGCUGCAUCUGAUUCAGCCCUUGGAUUUACAGUCUCUCAGCUGUCAGCAGAAACACCAGGGCUGUCAGGAGAAGGCUACGGUGAGGAGACUAAACCAGGAUCACAGCCAAUGAGAACUGUCUGUGAAACAGACAUAACACAGCCAGAGGACAUAACACAGCCAGUAUCCAAGGACAGCGUUUCAGUGACAGAAAAGUCCAAGGAAUCAGACAGUGAAGUGGUUGAAGGCUCUGAGAUUUCAGAAAACAGAGAGGCAUGGCAGACGUCUGAAGUUCAGUGUGCUGACAGAGAAGCCAUGCAUUCUUUGAGAAAUGCUGAACAGGAAGAAAAGAAAGUUACUACACAUGAGCUAUCAAAGGUCUUGAAUGCAGUAGAUGCAAAUACCCCUUUGAGGACAGCCCCAGAGAACACUAAUGUUCUAAGGCUAGAAAAAGAAGUUUACAAUGAAUACUAUCAAGCACCCCCACUUGGCCAGACCUUGACUAUUCAAGCACACAAGAGCAAAGAUCUGGAACUGGAAUCAUUAUGUCUGCCUACAACAGAAAAAUAUAUUUGUCCAUCCACUGAGAAAAUGCCAGAGACUUCUGAAAAAGUUGAAAAAUGUUCCGACAACAUCCCCUUGCAAGUUAUCAUGCCCUGUGCCGCUGAGCCAGAAAGGAGAGACAUUGAGGCAGUGGUUUUUGAAUUGACUGAAAGCAAAAAAGACAAAUCUGCAGAAAUUCCAUAUGAGAAACCUGGUUCAAAUUCACCUGUCAGACAGGUACUUAACGCUCUCCAGUCAGCAUCAAGGGGAAGCAUUUCCUUAUCAUCACACUCAAAGCAUUCUCCGGACACAGGAGACUCGGACGACUCACCUUCUGCCUUGGAAAUGGAGGACAUUCCUACAGGGAUAACAUGUUUGAGCUCUGAGGACAGUAGAUACAGGCCUUUGGCAGGCCUUGCUGCACCCUCUAUCUCCUUGGCCUUGACAAAGAAGGUUGGAUCAGAGGACCUUGCCCUAGAUCACCAUCUGGACACAGCCUCUAACACCAGCCCUGAGGGAACAGACCUGGGCUGUUCUGAAGAGGAGCCUGAGAUGGAGAACGUGCUCUCAAGACAAGCAUCCAUAGAGGUGGGAGGAGAUGCCAAACAUGGUGAAUCCUCUCAAUUUUCCUCAGAGGAGCAAUCAUAUUCUCAAGAACAACUGGACAUGUACUUAAUCAACUUGCAUCGUAUUGAUAAGGAUGUCAGACGGUGUGACAGAACAUAUUGGUAUUUCACACCUUCUAAUCUGGAGAAGCUCCGUAACAUCAUGUGCAGUUACGUGUGGCAGCAUCUGGAAACUGGUUAUGUCCAGGGCAUGUGUGAUCUCUUGGCUCCAUUGCUGGUUAUUCUGGAUGAUGAGGUCAUGGCAUUCAGCUGUUUCACUGAGUUGAUGAAGAGAAUGAAUCAGAAUUUUCCUCAUGGAGGUGCUAUGGACUCUCACUUUGCCAAUAUGCGCUCUCUAAUCCAGAUCUUGGAUUCUGAGUUAUUUGAACUGAUGCAGCAGAAUGGAGACUAUACCCACUUCUACUUCUGUUACCGGUGGUUUUUACUGGACUUCAAAAGAGAGAUGGUGUAUGAUGACGUGUUUUCUGUGUGGGAAACCAUUUGGGCGGCCAAAUAUACCUCCUCUGAUCACUUCGUGCUCUUCAUUGCUCUGGCACUUGUCGAGAUGUAUAGAGAUAUCAUCCUAGAGAAUAAUAUGGACUUCACUGACAUCAUCAAGUUCUUCAACGAAAUGGCAGAGCGACACAACGUCCCACAGGUUCUGAUGAUGGCCCGAGACUUGGUCCACAAAGUGCAGACACUCAUCGAAAACAAAUGAUCCAGCACGCUGCUCUUGAAUUAUCAUUGAUUCUAUGUGCUAUACUAUUAACAAAGUAGUGACAAAAUCUCAUAAUAUUCAUGUAUUUCAAGGGAAAGAGACCAUUGUUGGUGAAAUACAGCAUUUGUUAAGCACUGAAGAGGAAACUGCCCAUUAAAAUUAUGACUGAUGAUUUUAAUAUAGAUACAUAACAAUUUGUUUCUAAUUGCUCCCACUUUCAGGCAAUAAAAUCAUUGCCAGUAAAUUUAUUUAUAAGCAUUAUUGUUCACCUAGUGAAUGUACCUUGUUUAAACUGCUUCAGGAUAUUGUUUAUUUUGCCUUAAAUUUGUAGCUAUUUUUUCAGGGAUACAGCAGCCAGAUUAUUAAAUGCAUUGUUGUUCUGCUAGGCUGAUUUUGUUAGAAUUAUCAGUAUGGUGACACUUACACUUUGGGAUACCCUUAGAUAUAUUGUCAGUAAUAAUAUCUGGAAUUACUGGAUGUGUUGAGUAUUUAAACAUCACUAGUGCUACCAUGAUGACCAAGUAAGGAUUAUUCAUUGUGGCUUGUGUCCAAAUAGCAUGUGUGGUUCAUGCUUUUCUUUCCCAUAGCCAUUGUGAGGACCCCUGUGCAGCAACUCCACAGGCUUAAUGGCUCUCCUUGUACUCUUGCUUAUGUUGUGUGAGAGAUUGUUGGUCAGACUACCUGUGUACCAACUGCAGUCCAGCUUGAUUUGCACAUACUGUGCUACUCAACUUCUUUCAACUUCUCUAGUGCUCAUUGACCAAGUCCUCAUUCUUUGUGCUUAUCCUGUCUUCAGCCUCCUCCACCCAUUGCUUCUGGGGAGCAGUGUGCCAAAGCAUGGCCAUCUUUCUGGAUUUUUCAGAAAGCAGCACAAUUUCUCGUAUAAGCACGGUUGAGAAAGUGUUUCUUUGAAUUGUAGCCUCCACUUCAGGUCAAUCAUCAGUUCCAAGUCUUCAGCUGUUCUGUUUUGCCAACUGACUCUCAACUCAAGCUUUUGCUUCUCACCUUUGACAAACAUACAUUGCUGGUUGGAGAUAGUGUCCUCUGCAACCUGCAGCAUCUGGUUGUGGUGCUAAUAAUAUGGUCUUGCUAAUAUUUUUCUGCCAGCAGCUGAGGAUGUGUUCUGGGGUUCCACUCCUAAGACCUGAGAGGUAAAGGUAUCAAGACAUUUAAGACUUUUUGAGAAAUGACACUUGAUACACUAAGACUUGCCUGUCACAGUUAAGACCAAAAGAUUGGUCCCUUUACUGCAUUUUGUAGUAACCUGUGCAACCCCAGCUCAUAUUUCCUUAUAGAACAGUUGGCUCUGUCUUCAUCUUGGUUCCUGUCAAAACGUAUUGUUUGAAAGCCACUAAGUGUAACCCAUCACAUUGUCCAACCUAUAUGCUGAUACAGCUUUCAACACCACACACUUUGAUUUUGCUGGGUUGAAGCAUAUCUAUGUCCAGCUGAUGGACUACAUGUCAGGUGUUGGACAACAAUACUGUAAAAAUGUCGAAAGAGGGUGAUGUUCAGAAUGUUGUUUCUUAUUAGAGAAGCAGAAAGAACCCUCAUUUGCUCAGUGUGACUCUCCUUCCACAUUUUCACAAAGCAUAACAGCAGAGACCAUGCACCACACAUGUGCCUGGCAUUGGGGUAUCCCCCUAAGUUUGUUCUGGACAACAAUGCUGUAAAAUAUAUGCUCAACAAAUAACUUUUUCAUGGGUUCCCUUUUUUAGUGGUGCAAUCACUAAUAUUUAUAUUGACUAGAGUCCAAAAUUACCAUAAUAUAUAUGUGGGGCUCAGUAUUGCACCAAAAAUUCAAGCUUUCAAAAGCCAGUGUUCUGCCUGUACUUUAUUUUGAAGGAAAUUUUCCUCAUCCCCAGGGAUUAUGAAUGGUGCUCACUUAGUCCUGUGUAAGAGUGUUGCAGGUAGCUAAAUGGCUAAAGGUAUUAGCUAGGUAAUGUGAGACUUCUAGUGGAGGAGAUACAAUAGUCUGAUGUUAUAGCUCUCCUGGUUGCUACUAGUGGUCAUAUUAUUCCAUUGUUCCGUUAAAGAUCCUGACGCUUUCAAUGAGCAUCCCUUCUGUGGCUAUCUUAACCCUCGUAUUCUAUAAAUCACUCUCACAGUCCUCUGUCAGGCUUACUGCUUUUACACCUGACAUGGGGUACUCUGAUUUUGGAUCAGAGCUUGAUUAUGUAGUCUUGCAGCAGUGCAGUAGCUCUCCUGGUUUUGAUGUUUGAUUUUGAGCUGUUAAUGAACUCAAACAGAUUUGCAGGCAGUGUGGGUCCUUACACUCUCUCCCCCAUCCACCUAUGCCGUUCUGUCCUGAGGAGUGUGAUGAGUGCUCAGGAUACCAUAGAACUUUGUACCUCUCUCUUACUCUCAUAUGGUUAAGGAGCAGUUUCAGGGGCCUUUUAGGGCCCCUGCUUUCAAUAGACGAUCUUAGCUGUGUUUUAUCAAAUAGGAUGUUCUUGUCACUUGCUUCUCUGCCAUAUCAAACCUUGUGUCAGGAUGGCUGACAACAAUUGUCAUGAUUGCUUGGAGUCUGCUGUUGGCAUUGCAUUUCACUGUGGCCUCAAGAACCCCAUGUUCAUACCUGUUGAACAGGAACCUCUCGUCCCAUCUCCAACAUAUUCCUAGAUGACAUUGGUCAAAUUAACUUGCCUAUUCAUAUUAUGAUCAUAGAAAUUCAAUUGCCAUGAUCAUGAUACACUUUGACAUAUAAAUUUAAUUUAAGCUCACUGGAUGUUUUGGAUCUCUCAACAUCAGCCAUCAGGCAAGCUGGGGUUGAUCAGUUCCCAGCUUGUGUCAAAAUUGCAUGUGUUAUCCACACUUCAUUCCCUUUAAUCCACAAGCAUAAAACAGAUGUGGAUCUCCAUCUAAUCAUUUGAAUGAGCAAUCACCUGAAGCAACAGUUGAGAAUGCAUUCCUACAGUCCUCUCCCAAGGCACUGGGGCCAUGAUGGUAACUGAUGGCCUUGACCCAGCAGAAUAGCACUGUGCUACAGAGAGUCUCUUAGACUGCUGAGUCAUGCACUUAAAAUUCUCAGAUUUGGUUUACAAGAGCUAGGCUUGUCCAAAUCAAGCUUGUAUGGUCUUUGUCUUCUGCACUGUCACGAGUAGUUGGAAUACUGCCAAAUCCUGCCCAUUUAGAUAGCAUUUGCUCCAUCAACAUACUGUGACACAGCUGAAACUCCACCCUCCAGUUCCUCACAAUGCUCACUUUUAUGCCAGCCAGACAAACAUGGAUUUACAUGUUUGUCUGGAUUUACAGAAAUACUCUUCUUUCAUGGGUACAGCAAUUUAUGACAAUGCUGCUCAGGGUAUCUCAAAGUCCUCAACAGAAGACAGUGGGGUGUCAUUGAUUAAUAAAGGCCACAAGAUCCAAAUAACAAUAUUAACAUUCUUUAGAUGGGACCAUUCACAACUGCAAACUAGCCUGUGUACAUUCUGUUUAGUUUACGGCGGCUUACAUUCCAGUGUUUUGAUAUCAGUGCUAACGUAUGUCUCCACAUUAUCUUCUGAUACAUGUCUGUGUAUUGCUUAUUGUUUGUGAUGUGUUUGUUGUCAAGAUUAACAGUGUACACAGUGUUAAAAAGAAACCAGAUCAUGUACAAAUAAACUAAGGUAGUAUGGUACAUAAUUAUGAAAUGCAAUAUGUUGUCUGUACACAAGCUUUAUCUGAUUAUAGCAAACCUAAAAAGACAGAGAAAAAUGAACCAAUGGAAAUAUAUAUUUUUUAUUUUUUUCAAUGU